Lutra lutra (Eurasian river otter) is the source of this 5319-nucleotide messenger RNA. RefSeq names its product membrane associated ring-CH-type finger 8 (gene MARCHF8). Gene Ontology annotation, biological process: antigen processing and presentation of peptide antigen via MHC class II; immune response; protein polyubiquitination. The transcript has 9 exons. Gene Ontology annotation, cellular component: early endosome membrane; cytoplasm; lysosome. Gene Ontology annotation, molecular function: zinc ion binding; ubiquitin protein ligase activity; MHC protein binding. The record is from RefSeq and is a predicted model, not a curated record. Bases 271 to 1980 code for a protein of 569 amino acids. NCBI's taxonomy places the organism in Eukaryota, Metazoa, Chordata, Mammalia, Carnivora, Mustelidae.
GCGUCCUCCCGCGGAGGGGUGUAAACAGGCCCGGUGACGGCCGAGCUGCGGCCCUGCUGCAUCCUGGUGUCCGGCAUGCUUCGGGCGGGCCCGGACGGCCCAGCCGCGAGCUCAGCGCCCACCUGAGCCUUUAGAUUGUUUCCAUUCGUAACCUGAAGCCUGAGCCCUGUGGUGGUUUCUUUUUUUUAAUAGCUUGACGUCGAUGGCCCAAAAUGACUCUACCACUGGAGACUCUCUUCAGUAAAAAAGACAACCAGACAGGAGGCUGGGAUGAGCAUGCCACUGCAUCAGAUCUCUGCCAUUCCAACCCAGGAUGUCGCCUCUGCUAGAGUCUACAGAAGUAAGACCAAAGAAAAGGAGAGGGAAGAGCAGAAUGAGAAGACUUUGGGACAUUCCAUGAGUCAUUCAAGUAACAUUUCUAAGGCUGGGGGUUCUUCACUGGCGUCGGCUCCGGUGUCCGCCUUCCCUCGCUCUUCUGUCACGCCGUCCAAUCAGGACAUCUGCAGUUCCAGGGCAGUGUGUUCUGAGUGUUGUCACCACAGUCCCGUGCAGUCUGCUGUUGUCUUGAAAGCUCCUCCAGGCCCGAGUUCUCUGACACAAGGGCUCACUGUGACAGUUAUCUGUAAAGACACAUUGUCCAAGAGAAAUUCCUGUGGUUCCGAUUGGGCCCAGGCCUUGAAGCCUGCUGACAAUACCAAAGCCAGAAGAACACUAAAGUUCUCAAAAUCCCUAAACGAUGUGGGUGAGAAGGCCCAGGAUACUGUGGAAAGUUUUGACUACGUGGAAAGAACUUGCUCCGAAGGGAAAUUGAUCCUCCCUCCAGAUCCGGGUCUGAGAGUUAACAGGUUCCAUCAGAAGGGAAAAAGAGCGCUGCAUCACAAACCUCUUGGCAAUUCCAAACAUUCUUGUGUUUCCUCCCUUUCUGCCCAUCGGUCAACUGCCUCAGAGGCGGAAGCUGGCAAGGGGGGCAUGCACGUCCCCCUUUUGGAAGAGAAAGCGGAUGGCGAUGCCGUGUCCCGGGGCCGGCGACUGCUCCAGUACCUGUUCUCACUCUCACACGGCUCGAGCACCAGCAGCCUGCACAGGUUCCAGGAGCUGGAGAGCCGUGCCGCCCACCUGCACACCACCAAGUCCUCUAGUGGGCUGGCAGGGAGCACAGGCUUCUACUCCGAUGAAAUGGGAGACGACGAUGUCUUUGAGGACAGCACAUCUGCAAAAUGGAAGAGCAAGGUCCUGCGGGCGCCCCUCUGCUCAGUGGAGAAGGACAGUGACCUGGAUUGUCCUUCUCCCCCCUCUGAAAAAUGCCCCCCCAUCUCUCCUGUGUCCACGUCAGGGGAUGCCUGCAGGAUCUGCCACUGUGAGGGGGACGACGAGAGCCCCCUGAUCACCCCCUGCCGCUGCACGGGGAGCCUGCACUUCGUGCAUCAGACGUGCCUGCAGCAGUGGAUCAAGAGCUCGGACACGCGCUGCUGUGAGCUCUGCAAGUACGAGUUCAUCAUGGAGGUCAAGCUGAAGCCUCUGAGGAAGUGGGAGAGGUUGCAGAUGACGGCCAGUGAGCGCAGGAAGAUCAUGUGCUCGGUGACGUUCCAUGUCAUCGCCAUCACCUGCGUGGUCUGGUCCUUGUAUGUGCUCAUUGACCGUACCACAGAGGAGAUCAAACACGGACAGGCAACAGGAAUCCUAGAGUGGCCCUUUUGGACUAAACUGGUGGUUGUGGCCAUCGGCUUUACCGGCGGACUUCUUUUUAUGUACGUUCAGUGCAAAGUGUACGUGCAACUAUGGAAGAGACUCAAGGCUUAUAACAGAGUAAUCUAUGUUCAGAACUGUCCAGAAACAAGCAAAAAGAAUAUUUUUGAAAAGUCUGCACUAACAGAAGCCAACUUUGAAAAUAAAGAUGGACAUGGAAUCUGUCAUUCUGACACAAACUCUUCUUGUUGGACAGAACCUGAAGACACUGGAACAGAAAUCGCUCAUGUCUGAUUUUGUGGAGGAGUAGUUUUCCUAGACAUUGAAGAACCGCUGAAGGAAAUUGUUUACUGCCAAUUGUGUACCUUUCCUUAUGUCCUUUAAUAGCAUAGACUGGGCAGGUGACUGUUUUAAUGGCUUCUCUUUUUCUAAACCCUCCUUAGUGAAUCUUCUGGAAAGCCCUCACGUUGGCUGUGCAUGGCCGGGUUCCACUUCUGCCAGCAUUUGCAUGGGAAGGGAGGUCCCCGUGAUGCUCUAUGAUGGGAUGCUGGCUGUUCUGGCUCAUGAGCAGAAUGAGAGAAUAAAAUGCCAAACCCAAGGGAAGAGCAGGAGCAGGGUGGCACCCUGGCCUCGAAGCCUGGCCUCUCCCGGUUGGCAGCAGUCCCUACCCUAGCACAGAGUGUUCGGGAAUGUCUAGCCAUGAUGAGAGGAUUUCCCUCCUCCCCGAGAAGAGUGUGGGGAGCUGAGCCCCUCUGCCAAUGCUGCCACUGACCGUUUUCCUGAGCAGACGGGGCUGUGGUGCUCUGUGCAUGGUGGCGAGUGAUUCACUAAGCAAACAGCACUUUACAAAAAGAGAAUCUUUAUUUUGUAAUAUGUGUCCAGUGGGAUUGACAUUUAAAAGAACGUCUCAUUUAGAAGCCUUCCUUUCAUUAUCUUUUACAUUAUAAUAGAUCUAAAACCCUCUUUGCCUUAUAUAUUCUAAGAAACCCGACAUCUACUCUGUGUCCAUAAAAGGGACUUGUGGCUCUAAAGCAAGGACAAACAGAUCGGAGGCUUUUUCCUAACAUUUCAUGGGAAUUAAUGGAUGCCGCAUGGCAAUUUGAGCCUAAUUCUUGUGGUUUCAAGCCUAUUUUAUGACAAGUGUUUAUGUCACGGGCCUUCCCCAAACAUUUCUUUUUGGUCAACUUUGAAAAAGAAGGUUUUGUGAGAUCUAAACGAAAGGAAGCAAGUGAGUAAUUAGAACAAAACUGAAUAUUUAAAAACGACUCCUUUCCGGACAAACCUCUCCAGUUUGUGAGGCUUCACUGAAAGAGUAAGCGUCACUGCCCUGGCCUGGGGCGCGGCCCCAGAGGGUGCUCCUUGGGUGCCUGCCACCCUGGACGGCUUCUGCUUCGGGGGAGGUUCUGUGGAUCGCUGGCCCAGGCAGAGAGACAGAUGGGCUGGCUCUGGGACGAAGGCCAGGAGUGAGCAGCAAACUGCCAUGGCCCAUGGUCACUGCCCCCAGCCAUACCUCUACCCAUUUAUCGCCUUAACGGGACUGCACAGAAAGGAUUCUUGUGAUCAGUUCGUUCUGUCAUCAGGGAUUAUUUCCUGUACCAUUUUCAUAAGACAAAACCAAAAUCACUACCAUCAAAUGGCCUUUGUCCCUUUAAAAAGUCUGCUUAAAAUUCUGUUUUUUAAAAAUGAGUUUCACUUCACCAGGAAAAUAGGAGUCAACUCCAGGAAAAGAGGCCAGGAGGGUCUGCAGUGUAACAGGAGCGUGCCCGGGUACUUACUUUCCAGGCGACUCUGUAUUGUAAGCCUCCUCUGAGGGGAAGGGUGCCCGGGAAUCCUGCCCUCAGUCCCCUGAACCUUAGCUGACUCCCCUGUCCUGCUAAGAGGAUGAAGCAAACACAAGACGAUUCCUUUGCCUUUCAGAGUGGAAGUGCUCUGGUUUGUUUUGAAAGCCUGGAGGAGGCUGAAGUGCAUCUAAGCUCUGGGGGAGGGUAGCUUUGUCCUGCCAUCUCUUUCCAUCCUGUGUCUCAUUUGUUGGCGUCACGGACCCUGGUCUAAGGAGCCGCCGCACUGUGGCCUUCCUCUGGCCGUCCCCUGAAAAAUAGGUCAGCCUGCUCGCUCGCUCCACCUCCCAGGCUGCGUCCAUUCUGGGCCUGUGCUCACUGUGCCCCAAAGUGCAAUUACCCACACCCCUUCUCAGCCUGGGGACGGCCGGUAGCUCACAGUAUCUCCACUCAGAGUCCUGGGCCAGCCCUGCCUGUGCCCCUUAGGAGCUGCCCAGGGAAGGCCCUUGUCGCUGCCCUCUUACAGCAGAUGAGCAGUCAUAUGAAGACUGGGAUCAAUUUUUAAGUGGGAUUCCUUCCCCUGUCCCUGAUGGAACCCCUUGCACUGAACUUGAAAGUCACUAGAUUUCUGGCAGAGAGGAAAGUGUGCUUAGGUAGGGACAGCCUCUGGGCAGCCCACCUGUCACGGCUGGCACCCCCUAUUGCAGAGGUGCCUUUAUAACCCAUGACUGCUGUGUUGCUCCCGUGCCUGACCAAAUUCUCAUGUGAAACCCUCACUUCUUUUCAGGAAGGCCUAACACCAUCUCAUCACCUCCACCAAGCUCCUAAAAAAAAGCCUUCUGCCUGGGGACGGUCCAUCCCACAUCUUUCUUUCCUCGCCUGGGAUGGCACACACAUGCUCCCUUGCCUUUUUCUUUUCUCAUAGGUUGUAGUUGAGCACCUCUGAUUCCAUUCUUAGUCUCUGCUCUAAUCACUAACCCCCAGAGAUGGACCCUGGAGGCCCAAGCUCUGGAAAGGUGGUGCUCUGCUGCCAUCUAGUGGGCGCAGCGGAUCUGCCAGGGGGUUCCUUUAGUCGUAGCAGCUUGCCUUCGAGUUUUGGUGGGGGGGGCUUAUUUAUUCCCCAGUUUCCCCUCAUUCUGCACGUGGCUUUGGUGGGCAGACAACAUUUGGCUGAACCAGAGAUGUGGGAUGAGCUGGUGGUCUCAGGGCCUGGAGCCUGGUACUUGGGGGGCCAGGCCAGGAGGAGAGGGAAGUGGCUUCCUGGGUGUUGCCAGUCAGCCCUCUCUGAUUUGGCCUCUGUUCCCUCAAAAGUUGGCUCGAGCACUUCCAACUUUGGCUGCCAGCAGGAAUUUAGUUUUUGUGCCUGAGUUGAUUUUAAGAAAUUCUGGAAACUAUCAAAGGCCUCUUCCGUCUCCUCCUUUUCUGCCUCAUUCCACUCUUUUCAGUCUUAUGGGUCUGCUUUUCAGCCUUGCUGGUGUGCCCCACCUGAUUGCAGACAUGCAGGCCACAGGCAGUGGGCCAGUUCCAGAGUCGCAGGUAGGGCCUGCACAGCUGGGGCUGCUGCUGCCGCCUGUUGGGUUGGCUGCAGGGCUGGAGGGGGUCUGGGAACCACAGGGCCGGGAGCCGUGAUGCUGUGCAUUUGGCCUGAGGCAAAGAUACUUUUUGAAUACUUUCCCUUUUGAAUCUGAUUUGAAAUAUGCAGCUCCCCUCUCCAGCCCAAGGAAGGACUGGAACACAGGGAAGUAAAAGCAUUUAUUUUUGUUUUGGACAUAAUUAAGUUGUGCAGCUCUUCACCUAUUUACAGGCAAUGUUUAUAGAAAGCUGAUUGUUAAUAAAAACCAAAUUUACACUGGCA